This is a messenger RNA of Setaria italica (foxtail millet), 624 nucleotides long. RefSeq lists its product as uncharacterized. The transcript is spliced from 2 exons. The record is from RefSeq and is a predicted model, not a curated record. The coding region runs from base 1 to 624 and encodes 207 amino acids. Lineage: Eukaryota; Viridiplantae; Streptophyta; Magnoliopsida; Poales; Poaceae.
AUGAACAAGCGAGAGAUCCCGCAGUUCACUACAGAUCACAUCAAGAUGAAAGAAGACUGCAGUGUUGCAAUAGCUAACCAAGCUCUCGAGAAGAAAAGAGAUCCUGGAUGUCCAACCAUCCCAUGUUCAAUUGGAGCGAUGAUGUUCGAAAGGGCAUUAUGUGAUCUUAGUGCAAGUUAUAGCGUCAUGCCUAAAGCUGUGUUCAAGAAGCUACGCCUGCUGGAGCCAGAACCAACUGCUAUGUGCCUGGAGUUGGUGGACAACACCGUUCGCUAUCCCGAAGGCAUUGCUGAAGAUGUACCUAUGAAGAUCAGGAAUCACUUUGUCCCUGUUGAUUUUGUGAUACUCGAGAUGGGAGAAGGAGCUAAAUCCCCACUCAUCCUAGGAAGGUCGUUCAUGAAGACCGCAAGGGCAAACAUAGAUGUUGGGAAGAGCGAGAUCAAGUUUGACAUCAAUGGCACUAUGAGCGCGUUCAAGUUUCGCUCACGUUUUGAGAAGAAGGAAGAAUGCCAGCCUGUGAAGACCAAAAAGAUAGCCAAGCCUGUGCCUGCAUCAAAGCCAAAGAUGGUGAAGAAGUGGGUGCCAAAGAAUGCCGCGCUGACACCGAGCGCUGGUCUGAACUGA